CGUAAAGAAAAAUGAAAAAGUAUUGGUCCCGCAAUGGCCACAACAAUUAUUCUCCUCAUAACCACGUAAACCAUCCAUCUAGUAGCUUCAUCAUCUAAGAUCCUUCCAAUAAUGCACUCUAAUCAUUUGAAAUUUUGAAUAAAUAAUAAACCACGUUAAUUGUGUGUUUAUGUUACUAUUUGUAGCUUUCUACCGAAACAUAGACGUAAAUCAAAUAAAUAAGCGUCUUCACUCUCUUGUCUAAAUUUCUCAAAUUCGACUCAUCAUUCCAUUCGCAAAAUGGCUAUCGAAGUAUGUGUCAAAGCUGCUGUCGGUGCUCCUGAUAUCCUUGGCGACUGUCCAUUUAGCCAAAGGGUUCUUUUAACAUUGGAAGAGAAGAAAAUCCCUUAUCAGAUGCACCUUAUUGAUGUUAGUAACAAGCCCAAAUGGUUUUUGGAGGUGAAUCCUGAAGGGAAAGUACCAGUGGUUAAGUUGGAUGACAAAUGGGUUUCUGACUCUGAUGUCAUUGUUGGUCUUCUUGAGGAGAAAUAUCCUGAUCCUCCUCUUGCCUCGAACCCUGAAUUUUCAUCUGUGGGGUCUAAGAUCUUUUCGACUUUUGUGACUUUCUUGAAGAGCAAGGAUGCGAAUGAUGGGUCUGAACAAGCUCUGCUUGUGGAAUUGAAGGCACUAGAUGACCAUCUCAAAUCUCAUGGACCGUACGUGUGUGGACAGAAAGUUACUGCUGUUGAUUUGAGCCUAGCACCGAAGCUCUACCAUCUUGAGGUAGCCCUUGGCCACUUUAAGAAAUGGUCUGUUCCUGAAAACUUAUCUUGUGUUCGUGAAUACAUGAAGUUACUCUUUGCUCGUGAGUCUUUUGAGAAAACCAAAGCAGCCAAAGAACAUGUGAUUGCUGGUUGGGCACCAAAGGUGAAUGCAUGAAUCUGUAUCAGUAGAUACUGAACUAAAUACUAGCAUUAUUGAGGUUAAUGUUGAAAUAAAACGCAUUAGCACGAAGCUUAUGAAUUGGUGCAGGGAUGUUGCUCCAAUGCUUGUCACCAAAACAUCAUUUUGAAUACUAAUGCACAUAAUAUGUGGUUUGUCA
Molecule: messenger RNA, 1081 nt
Organism: Chenopodium quinoa (quinoa)
Lineage: Eukaryota; Viridiplantae; Streptophyta; Magnoliopsida; Caryophyllales; Amaranthaceae
Product: glutathione S-transferase DHAR2-like
Exons: 6
Coding region: 280-918 (212 amino acids)
Biological process (GO): protein glutathionylation; cellular oxidant detoxification; ascorbate glutathione cycle
Molecular function (GO): glutathione dehydrogenase (ascorbate) activity
Source: RefSeq, a predicted model, not a curated record